This is a messenger RNA of Zingiber officinale, 929 nucleotides long. RefSeq names its product pectinesterase inhibitor 9-like. Gene Ontology annotation, molecular function: enzyme inhibitor activity. The record is from RefSeq and is a predicted model, not a curated record. Gene Ontology annotation, biological process: negative regulation of catalytic activity. The transcript has a single exon. NCBI's taxonomy places the organism in Eukaryota, Viridiplantae, Streptophyta, Magnoliopsida, Zingiberales, Zingiberaceae. Bases 38 to 631 code for a protein of 197 amino acids.
AGAAAACAGAGAAGAACAAAAAGCAGACUAGGGUUUCAUGGAGCGCUGCAUUGCCGCCGCCCUAGUUUUACUAGCCUCCGCCGUGAUCUGCGUCUCCGCCUCCGCCGCGCCGGCGAUCGGCCACCGGGCGAGCGGGUUCAUCCGAUAUUCCUGCCGGGCGACAAGGUACCCCCACGUCUGCGAGCGCAGCCUCUCGGCCAUCGUACCGCCGGUCCGGCGGAGCGCCCGCAGCGUGGCGACUGCCGCGCUGGCCGUGAGCGCGGUCAAGGCGCGGUCGGCCUCCGCCUUCGUGGGCCGGAUGUGCGGCGGGAAGCCGGCGAUCCGCACGCGCGAGGCCGGCGCCGUGAGGGACUGCCUCGAGACGAUGAGCGACAGCUUCGACCGGCUCCGGCGCUCGAUCCACGAGAUCCGGCGGAUGGGGCCGGCCCGGACCCCCCGCUUCGCCUGGCACCUCAGCAACGUCCAGACCUGGGUCAGCGCCGCCCUCACCGACGAGAGCACCUGCCUCGACGGCCUCUCCCAGAACGCCGGCCCCGCCGUCCGCGCGGCGAUCCGGAAGCGGGUGGUGUCGGUGGCGCAGGUCACCAGCAACGCCUUGGCUCUCGUGAACCGGCUCCAACCCAGGACCUGAACCCGGCUCGUAUCCUACGCAGAUGUCUUAGAUCAAACUGUUGCCGUUCCAUCUCGCAUGCAUGUAAUUAUAUAUAUUAUAUAGAUGUUUAUGUGAAAUCAAGGGGUGUCAAUGUAAAAUGUCGUACCCUCUGGAAUAUUUGGACCUGGAGACUGGAGUGAGGGGGGAGCCACUGCACUCUUUCGUUUUUUUUUUGUUUUGUCUUUUUUUAAUAAUCCAGAGUCCGUACUACCUCUAAUUAAUUCUAAAGGUACGGUCUUUUUUAUUCGAUUAUCGAAUAAAGGAUCAUUCAAAUGCA